Messenger RNA from Contarinia nasturtii (swede midge), 1526 nucleotides. RefSeq names its product tRNA modification GTPase MnmE. Gene Ontology annotation, molecular function: GTPase activity; protein binding; GTP binding. Bases 43 to 1506 code for a protein of 487 amino acids. Gene Ontology annotation, biological process: tRNA wobble uridine modification; tRNA methylation. The transcript is spliced from 2 exons. NCBI's taxonomy places the organism in Eukaryota, Metazoa, Arthropoda, Insecta, Diptera, Cecidomyiidae. Gene Ontology annotation, cellular component: mitochondrion; cytoplasm. The record is from RefSeq and is a predicted model, not a curated record.
UGAUCUAACCUAUUGUAACGAAAUAUUCGCACUCGGUUCAAAAUGUUGAUGGGAAUUUCAUAUUUACUUACACCAAUUAGACGUAUUUCAAAUACUACAAUAUUCGCUCUGUCAUCAGGAUUUGGAAAAUGUGGUGUUGCGGUCGUUCGUGUGUCUGGUCCAGAGACCAAAACAGCCAUAACAUCAUUAACAAAGACUGUACCAAGUACAAAAAACCUGAAACCGAGAUAUGCAUCCUUACGAAAAUUAUGGCAUCCGAAAACAAAUGAUUUAAUUGAUAAAGGGCUUGUCCUAUUUUUUCCCGCUCCACACAGUUUCACCGGCGAAGAUUGCUGUGAAUUUCAGGUGCACGGUAGUCCAGCUGUUGUGUCUGCAAUUUGCGAUGCACUAAAUAGUAUUGAUGGUUUUCGGCCAGCAUUGGCUGGUGAGUUUGCAAAGCGUGCCUUUCGAAACGAGAAAUUGGACCUGAUUGAAAUUGAAGGUUUGGCCGAUCUCAUUCAUGCCGAAACUGAUAUCCAACGAAAACAAGCACUGUUACAAGCUGACGGUGCAUUAUCAAGUGUAUAUGCUGAAUGGCGACAAACAUUAUUACGAGCGGUUGCAUGUUUUGAGGCAUAUAUUGAUUUUGCCGAAGAUGACGAUAUCGAGCCCGAAACUAUAAAUCAAGUGCAAAGCGACGUUGAUAAAUUGAUUAAUGAAAUAGAACGAUUUCUAAACGAUAGCCGAAAAGGUGAAAUGCGAAGGAAUGGUGUAAAAACGGCCAUUCUUGGUGAGCCAAAUGUUGGAAAAAGCAGCUUUAUGAAUCACAUAUGCCAAAAGCCAAUUUCAAUUGUGGCCAGUAUUGAAGGUACAACACGUGACAUUGUUGAAUCAUCAUUCAAUAUUGCUGGUUUUCCUGUUGUAAUUGCUGACACAGCUGGCUUACGGCAUCACACACAUGAUCCGAUUGAAAAAGAGGGCAUACAGCGUGCAAAGCAAUAUGCAGCUGAAGCUGAUUUAAUCAUAUUAAUAGUUGAUGUAAAUAAACUACUAGCGUCCGAUAUGAGUCUUCAUGAAUUUAAACGAAAACAUCUGAAUAAAAUGGGAAUUACCGAAGACAAUGAGAUUAUGCAAAAAGAAAUCAUUGUUAUUGCGAAUAAAUGUGAUCUCGUUGAUAAGACACCUGUAAUGCAGGACAAUGAUAUCGUUUUUGUGUCAUGUACAGAAAAUCAUGGUAUUGAUGGUGCACUGAAAAAAAUUGAAGAAACACUUCGACAAUUGACCGACUAUAGUCCAUUGGGUUUGGCGCAUGUGCCACCAAAUGAACGGCAUCGUCAAUUCUUGGUGAAGUGUUUGCAACAUUUGAGAGAAUUCAAAACUUAUUCGAGUUCGGAUGGGUUUGAUUUCUCCAUUGCCGCCGUUUAUCUACGUGAAUCACAGCAUCAAUUGGAAAAUAUUUCAGGCAGAACAAUUCACAUUGAAGAAAUGUAUGAUUUUAUUUUUAAACAAUUUUGCAUAGGAAAAUAAACAACAUGUUAAUCUUAUAA